Arthroderma uncinatum is the source of this 2985-nucleotide messenger RNA. RefSeq lists its product as uncharacterized. The transcript has 8 exons. The coding region runs from base 1 to 2985 and encodes 994 amino acids. NCBI's taxonomy places the organism in Eukaryota, Fungi, Ascomycota, Eurotiomycetes, Onygenales, Arthrodermataceae. The record is from RefSeq and is a predicted model, not a curated record.
AUGUGGCCUCCGUCCCGAUUUGGUUUAGCCUGUCCUUGGCGGCCGUCCGCACUCGGUUUGGCUCGCCCGCUGCGGCCCCGCCCAUUGGCCCCGCCUGCGCUUCUUGACCCGAUCGGGCCUGGCGUCGUCGACCUCACGCCGCCUGAAGGUACAUCCGUCGUCCUCCCCCUCUACUAUAUAAGGCUCGCUGCUCUCCCUCCCAUCUCCACGCACCUCCAUCGUCCUGAUUUUCCUCAAGCUCUGCCCCUGAUGCGAUCCCCCCCCUUCCCCUCCCCUUUUCGCCGACCCCUUUUCGCGGCUCCCCCUUGUCUCUCAUCUGCCGACCUUCCUUCCCCGGACCUACCUGCUGUUCUCCGGCUGCGUUUCACCGCCCACCCUCCGGCGUUUCUAUCUGCCCUCCUGCAGCUCACAUUCUUUGGAGAGACGUCGACCUCCUCCCUGGAGGCCAAUUAUCCACGCCUGGCUCUUGUCGUCUAUUCUACCCUGGCUUCCAUUUACAAUUGUAGCGCUUUCUUCUCUCCAAACGCACUCACUCACCCCUCUCAACGGAGCCUGCUUUCCUCGUCCGCCCUCUCUCUGGUCUCAUCCCCAUCCCUAUCCCCCUGUCUCCCAUUGAAACCCGAUUACGCACGCACAAUGCGCCGUUCACCAAUGGCAAAAAUGCCUCAUGCCCGCGGAGUUCAGGCCUGCGUCAGCUCGGGCUGCCCUCUACGCCGCUCGACGGCGUGCAAGCUGCAUCGACCAAUUGCAAAAAUGACUCAUGUCGGCGAGGCCGAGCGCAUGAUGGACGAUAUCUACUGCGCCCGUAUGUCCGCACGGGAAUGUGGACCCUUGGCAGCUGAGCGUGCUGCACUCUCGCCUGAGCAUUGCAUGAUGAGUGCGGAGCUGGUGUUCUAUGAGAUCCGGGAUAGCCGUUUGUGGGAGGCUCGGUUGACCCGUUCCCGUCUUUUCGUGUUUCAAUUUGAGAUUAUGUGCGUGUUAGCUGAGCUGGAUGUCGUGUACGAACGGACGGCGGAUGAGGAGUGGCCGCGACGACCUGGUCCCGGCGCUCUCGCAACUCGGAACAAAAAAUUUGAUGGGCUGAGCGGUGGGUUGGAGACAUGGGCCGUCGAGGUAGAAGUCACCGUCGCCGCGGGUUGGGUUACAUCCAAUAUGCAUCCCCAUCCCAUUGAGCUGAAUGUGCAUGCAGCGCGGGUCCGGCCUGCAAUUUCGGCCAGGUGCACAGCAUUGCGCCGGCGAUGGCCGCGCGAGGCAGGAAAUAAAGCGCAGUUCAAAGAAGCGAAUAUGGCCAUCAGCCUAGACAAGAUCAUCCCGUUCCAGCCCCCGUCCCUCCCCAUCUCACCAGAUACCCUUCCCCUCAAACCGUUGUCAGCACCAGCACCCGCGGGGCCACCUCCUGCGUUGCUCCCAAAGGCCGUUCCUCAGCACCUCUCGCACCCCCAGCACCCGUUGCCGCCCAAGCCCCAGUUUUCUCCCCUCCCCGAAUCUACAUCCGCAGAUGAACGGGCCCAACAGUCCGCAAAGAAGCAAAUAGAUCUUGGAUGCCCGUUCAGCGAUAUCGAGUUUCUCGACUUAACGGGCCUCGAGCACUCCGAGAUUGAAACUUGUGAUGGUCCCGCGUGCACGGUCGAAGAUGAUGCAUCUAAACAGGCUCCUCGCCCAGCGCACCAGCUGUCCCUAGAGCCUUACUCAGGCACUGAAUAUACACAAUCUAAGUUUGACGGAAACGCAGAGAUUCUGGAGGCCGUCGAAAUUCCAGAAUCCCCCUCUCUGGAGUGUUCGCCCGCAGUGCCUGCGGCUGAGGACGGGAUUGAAUCACCGUCCCCCUUGCGCUCUCAGAGGCCGGUGGACGUGACGCCCGGGGGUGCUUUAGCACCUAUCCUGAUCGACUCGGAUGACGACGAAACCGAUGUCGAAGGCCCGCAGGGUACCGCAGACAAUGCCCACACCGAGCCACUGCCUGAUUGUGGUGCUCUGGAGCCUUGCGCAGAUCCGCGCGACGAGGAUGAGCGGAUAAAGGGAGAGCCAUCGCCGUCACCGUCGCCAUCAUCGUCUCAGCCGCUGCGCAUGGUGGCGGUGGAGGUUCCCGCCCGCCGUGUCACCCCGCACGCCCCUUCCAGCCAGUGUCCAUCGGUCCCCAUCGCUCGUGAGGCAGACGAUAACGAAGGUGACGGCGACAGUGGCUAUGUAGACAGCGAGGGCGAGGACGACGUUGCAGCAGCAUCAAAGCGGCGGAAGGUCGCCAUACCACCGCCGUCCGCCUGUCGCGCGCCCUCGGGCCCGUCCUCCCUGCCGGCGGACGCCAUUGUGUCGCUGACGCUUGGAAUUAGCUCGGUCGUUCACCCUUGUAUCACGGAACAUAUACAGGCAUAUGCACAGGGGCAUGGGAGGGUCGCAAAUAGCGUGGUGGACGCGUCGACGCUGGGGUCCGAUAUCAUCUCGGCCGUGGUCUCUCACUUGAUGGGGAGCCCGGUGGUGACCGGCAGUAUAGCUCCCGACAGACUCGGAGACCCUGAGGCUACGAGGUGCAACAAAGCGGCGAGCUGCACAGAUGGGCGAGGUACGGCACCGCGAUGGUCUGAGGCUGAGAUAAACCUCCUCCUGUCCCUGAUGGACGACAGUCAGCCCUUGACUGAGGCAGUGGCAGCGGAGCGUUUACCUGGGAGAAGCUGGGCAUCCGUGCAACAGAGACGCUCAAUUCUCCGAAAAGACAAGAAGGCGGGAGACAAGAAGCUAUCCGACCACGCGGGCUCGAUGUUCGCUCUGAUCGAAGAGGGAGACGUUCGACUAUUCGCUGAGCUCGGCCGCGCCUGCCCGGCAACUCUCGACAACGACGGAAUAUUCCAACUGGGCGGUGAGGACAGGGUCGAUCGGUAUACCCGCUGGGACACCGCUCCGCUGGUGGUCAAGGUCGGGUGGCCGCCGCGCCCGCUGUCCCUGGGAGAAAACCUAGUAGCUUCCUCGGGUCGGCAGGGUAUCCAUUGA